UUGUGCUCCCACUGCUGUGUGCUCCCAGAGAGCAGAGGGACGAUCAGACGGACUGGUGGAUUAGAGCGACAAAGGGGAAAGUGUGGUCUCUGCUCUCAUUCAUUUCUCGUCAUAUACAUUUUUGUUUUGUUUUGUUUUUUUUGGGGGGGGGGGUCGCCGCGCGCUCGGGGAUCUUCCGUUGUGGCGCACAGACCGGGUAUGGAUUUACCACUGACUAGACAAGACACGCCGCCGCCGCCGCCGCCGCCGCCGAGCCCUGUACGAAAGUUUUGAUUGUCAUCGUUGCUUCUCGACCCGGGAGCAGCAGAGGAGGAGAGCGCUGAACUUUUGUCGCCAGCUUUUGUAGAGACUGGUGACCACAUGUGAGGACGUUUGGAGACAAAUAUUUUCUGUCGGAGCGUCUUUUCGCUGCUCUCUACUACUACUGCUGCUGCUACUACUACUACUACUGUAUCUCUCAUGGGGUGACCCGCACAGGACUCCUGAGACGUGACUGUGGGACAGGCAGUCUCCCUCCCCAGCCCUCUUCCUGUCCUUAAAGGCAAUGAUUAUCUCAGUCGACACUCUGCACGGCUCCACUGUGUGAAUGAAUCUUUGCCGUAAAGCCGCUGUGCUCUGCCACCCUGUCACCAUGAAGAGCAAGUAUUCCCAGUACUACAAUAACAGUCUGAUCCACUCCUACUAUGCCUUUGCUAAGAACAUGACCACCCAGGAGCUGGAGAAGCUCAUUGAGAAUAAAAAACACCUCACCACCCUGAACAUUGUCAUCGUGGUCCUCUGCACCAUCAUCAUCCUGGAGAAUCUGCUGGUCCUCAUCGCUGUCUGCCGCAACAAGAAGUUCCACUCUGCCAUGUUUUUCUUCAUCGGCAACCUGGCGUUUUCUGACUUGCUGGCAGGUUCGGCCUACAUAGCCAACAUUUUUCUAUCAGGGUCAAGGACUUUUGAGCUGGUGCCUGUGCAGUGGUUUAUCCGGGAGGGCACGGCGUUUAUCGCUCUGGCAGCUUCAGUCUUCAGUCUGCUGGCCAUAGCUAUAGAGCGCUAUAUUGCUAUCACCAAAGUUAAAGUGUACGGCUCCAACAAAACGUGCCGCAUGUUCCUCCUGAUAGGAGCUUGUUGGGUCACCUCCAUCCUGCUCGGAGGACUUCCCAUCAUCGGCUGGAACUGCAUCAACAACCUCCCUGAAUGCUCAGCCGUGUUGCCACUCUACUCUAAGAUAUACAUCGUCUUUGUUGUAACCAUUUUCAGCAUCAUACUACUCUCUAUUGUCAUCCUCUAUGUGAGGAUCUAUUUGAUUGUACGCUCCAGCCACCAGGAAGCAACCAACUCACCGGCCUAUGCCCUUUUGAAAACAGUCACUAUAGUGCUGGGUGUCUUCAUCAUGUGCUGGCUGCCUGCUUUUAUCAUCCUCCUCCUAGACUCAUCCUGCGGCAUACAAUUCUGCCAUAUCCUCUCCAAAGCAGACAUCUUUUUUGGCUUUGCCACUCUGAACUCAGCUCUUAACCCAGUGAUCUACAUGCUGCGCAGCAAGGACAUGAGAAAGGAGUUCAUGCGUGUGCUGUGCUGCUGGGGGGUGCUGCAAAGCGGGCGGCCCGCUGACCGUUGUCUGGUCCUUCUAAAGAGCUCCAGCUCCAUGGAGCACUGCACGAACAAACUCGAACACCAGACCACACCCAUCAUGCAAGAUUGUACCACCUGUGUCUAAUGUGGUGCAAAACACAUCAGAGUGCUUGUGAGUGAGUGUGUGUGUGUGUGUGUGUGUGUGUGUGUGUGUGUGUGUGUGUGUGUGUGUGUGCGUGCGUGCGUGCGUGUGUGUGAGUGUGUGUGUGUGUGUGAGUGUGAGUGUAUAUGAGAUCAAGUAUGAGAGGCUGUGAUGAGACAGAGAGAAGCAAGCACACACCCUGGACUGAGAUGCCUGGCGAGGCUGGGACACAGCUGUCUGCAGAGACAUAUUCUACGAUGCAGACUUCUUUGUAUUACAAUCAAAUUUGUGUGAAGAAUCAAAAUCAGCAUUCAAUCAAUUCGCCCAAGCAGUGGGUGUAAGUCACAAUGUUUCAAGAGGGAACCAAUUUAAAGGGUGAGAACUUUCAGAAAUGUGAAAAUAGCUUUUUUUAUGGGUACUCCCAUCACUUAAUAUGGAGUUGCAAACCAUUUUAAUGUAUAAAUGUAUACGCUUGUCAUCUUGAUUUUGUUUUUCUUUCUAAACAUGUAAAACCCUAUUAAAAGCCAAAAAAUGGAAACAUAGCAUGCAUAAUAUCAUAGUUAUGGUGAGUUGUUUUGGGCCUUUCAAGAACUGUGUCAAUGCAAAGCUUGCAGAGUUGCACUUUGUAGAUUACUUCAGUGAUUGUUGUCCUUUGUAAGGUUGAACCACAUUACUCUCCUUCACUGAUAUAUGUAUACAUCAGGCCUACAGAUUCAUCGCUCGUUCCUUACUGAACCGAAGGCAGUGAUCAGCUUCACUCCACACUGCACUCCACAGAAGCCAUACUACCACGAGUUCUCCCUCAACAAAACCAGGGCUAUAUAUUCCCUAUAUAACCUUGCUUAAACCAUCUGAUAAACUACAACAAAUUUGCAUAAUCUGCUUACAUUUACUGCAUGAAAUUCUAACUCGUUUGUAAGCACUAAUGUGUAUGAUAUAUUCCAGCUCCAGCUUCCAUCACUAACACCCCUUCCCUCAUUCGCCGUCAUAAUCUGUCCCUCUUGCUUUUACUGUUGUCUUUUGUAUCUUAACAGUUUCUGUGGAGGAAGGCCUAAUCAGAAAGCACAUUUCCUGAAGUGAGUUGGCACUGAUGAAUUUUACUCAUUGACAGCUGUCCAGCAGCUUUGACUAAUGGGACCAAUGUCCUGACAGUGUUGUAGCAACAUAGCAGCAAUGUGCUGUCUCUGUUUGUGCCUUCCUCUUGGGGAAUUAGGCUGAAUGUAUGUAUGAAGUGUUUGGGGCAGGCGCUCCAUUGUUGACAGUAUUAUUGAUCAUUAUUUUGAAUUACCAAGUCACUGACGAUCGGAGAGUGGGAUACACAGGGUAGGUCACCCUCACUGUGAAGUCUUAAAUAGCACCAUGAACAAGAACUUGUUGUGAACAUCCUGGUUUAAUUUGCGAGCCAUAAUGCCAUAUGCAAUUUAAGAUAUAAUCUCAUUUUUCAAAGACCCCACGCCUCCCCUACAAAAUAAGAGAAAUUCUUUUUUUCAAAUGCACAGGGGGAAUCUGCCUCCCAGGGAGGUUAGCUUCAUCCUCAUUCUAUGACAUCCUACGACACGCAACUUCCUUCAGCCAUAGGAAGUCCUGUUUUUCAUUGUCCGGUUCCUGUUGUUCAAACUUACACUAAUGUUCAUCCUGUAGACACACAUUUAAGAAUUCUUCUCUCCCUCUGUGUUUUUUCUUGACCUUUACAUUUAGAUGGCCAAGUAGAAAUGGUGAAAAGCACUUUGGCAGCUUCAGUGAUGUUUGCUUUCCCCCAGUUUGUUUCAGAUGGAGAGGUGUUUAAAUCUAUGUACCUAUCACUUUGUCGUGUUGCCUGAUUCUAUGAUUUUUUUAUGAUAAAUAUAUGAAAAACUAUGUAUGUUUGUAAGUAUGUAUGUAUGUAUCUUUGUACAGUAUGUAUGAUUUGUGUUGUAUGAAAUGUCUCGUGUGCAAUAGCCUUGUGUGUCCAGUAGCACGCUGCCUGUGUUAAACCGGUACAAUCUGAAACACUAAUGUAGGUACAUAAACAUUUUGUAAUUGCAUUCCCUUUUUAUAAAAUAAAUGAAAUAA
This is a messenger RNA of Seriola dumerili (greater amberjack), 3751 nucleotides long. RefSeq names its product sphingosine-1-phosphate receptor 2 (gene s1pr2). Gene Ontology annotation, molecular function: sphingosine-1-phosphate receptor activity. Lineage: Eukaryota; Metazoa; Chordata; Actinopteri; Carangiformes; Carangidae. Gene Ontology annotation, biological process: sphingosine-1-phosphate receptor signaling pathway. Gene Ontology annotation, cellular component: membrane. Bases 587 to 1702 code for a protein of 371 amino acids. The transcript is spliced from 2 exons. The record is from RefSeq and is a predicted model, not a curated record.